AUGAUGAAAAACAGAUUCGAACCAAUAUCAUGUCCUGUUUGCUCAAAAAACGUUUAUUUUGCAGAAGAAGCAAGGGCUAUGGGUCGUGCAUUUCAUAAACAAUGUUUCAAAUGCUGUCAAUGUUCCAAAGCUCUAGACAGUUUUACUGCAAAUGAUCACAAGGGUUCUUUGUACUGCAAAAAUUGCUAUGCAAAGAACUACGGACCAAAUGUCUAUGGUUUUUCAACGAAUAGCACACUAAUGAGAAGUACUUAUGAUCUUCGAGAUUGUACUAAAAUGAAUGGUUAUUCACAUUCUCAUAGUCCAAUGAUAAAUCAAUCACAAGAUUAUCAUUCACAAGAUCGUUUAACUCAUUUAGAACAUAGUGGUAAUUAUAUUCCACGUCCAUUUCGUAUAAGAUGGUCUAGUGGAAAUUGUAAUUCAACACAUUGUGCAAAUUGUUCAGAUAUUGUUUAUGCAAAUGAAAGAAUAGAUGCAGUUGGUAAAGUAUUUCAUCGUUUAUGCUUUAAAUGUAAUGAUUGUCAACGUCUUCUUGAUCGUGGUACUGCAUGUGAUCAUAAUCGUGAAGUAUUUUGUCAUAAUUGUUAUAUUAAAAACUUUGGUUCCAAAGGAUUAAAAGCUGGUACAAAUCUACGUUGUGCUUAAAUUACUUUUUAUUAAAUCAUUAAAAUCAAUUGUGUUAUUAUUAUUAUUGUUAUUUUCCUUUUAAUUCAUAAGAAUGAUAUAUAUACUACUUAAAUACUCAUAUUCAAUAGUUAAUGUUGAACAAUUUUCCAUAAUUUUUUCUUGCUCAAUCAAAUUUUACAUUCCUUUAUUUAAACAAAACCAAAUCAAUCAAUAGACAAACAA
Molecule: messenger RNA, 849 nt
Organism: Schistosoma bovis
Lineage: Eukaryota; Metazoa; Platyhelminthes; Trematoda; Strigeidida; Schistosomatidae
Source: the annotation of a GenBank genome assembly